Messenger RNA from Mus musculus (house mouse), 2006 nucleotides. RefSeq names its product serine (or cysteine) peptidase inhibitor, clade B, member 1b (gene Serpinb1b). Gene Ontology annotation, biological process: negative regulation of interleukin-1 beta production. Gene Ontology annotation, molecular function: serine-type endopeptidase inhibitor activity. The coding region runs from base 412 to 1560 and encodes 382 amino acids. The transcript has 8 exons. The record is from RefSeq and is a predicted model, not a curated record. Gene Ontology annotation, cellular component: cytoplasm; extracellular region. NCBI's taxonomy places the organism in Eukaryota, Metazoa, Chordata, Mammalia, Rodentia, Muridae.
AGAGUUUCAAGGAAGGGACCCAGUGUGCUGUGGGGACUCGGGAUACCACAGCUGCCACAUUCCAAUGUGGCACUCCUUGUUUCUGCUGUCCUUCUUGAAGUCCUUGAAGUUGUUUCAAGAUGUCUCAGCUCAGGAAGGAGUAAUUUAUCAAGUACUCUGCUUGGAGAAGUAGAGCAUAGCCUGGAAUGGAGGAACAUGGAUCCCUGUGGGCGCUUGCAAUCUUCUGCUUUCAUUUUGUCAGUCAUGCAAGCACAGUUUUAAGUACUCACCAGGGGAGAAAAAGCUCUCUUCCCAGCUUGUGCUUGCCAGUAAGACACUCUCCUUUCAGAGUCAAGGCUGCAGCUGGCCUUGGGAGCUUCUUCCUAGGUCUCUAGCAAGUGGAGCCAGAGCUGCUACAGAGGAGCCUUCACCAUGGAGCAGCUGAGUUCAGCGAACACCCUCUUCACCUUGGAGCUGUUCCACACACUGAAGGAAAGCAGCCCCACAGGAAACAUCUUCUUCUCUCCAUUUAGUAUUUCUUCUUCCUUGGCCAUGGUCUUUCUGGGAGCCAAAGGCAGCACUGCAGCCCAGCUCUCUAAGACUCUUCAUUUUGACUCUGUUGAGGACAUCCAUUCAUGCUUUCAAAGCCUGACUGCUGAAGUGAGCAAGCUGGGAGCAUCUCACACUCUGAAACUUGCUAACAGACUGUAUGGAGAGAAAACCUACAAUUUCCUUCCUGAGUUCUUGGCUUCCACCCAGAAAAUGUACAGUGCUGACUUGGCCGCUGUGGAUUUUCAGCAUGCCUCUGAGGAUGCAAGGAAGGAGAUAAACCAAUGGGUCAAAGGUCAAACAGAAGGUAAAAUCCCAGAACUGCUGGCUAAGGGUGUGGUAGACAGCAUGACCAAACUUGUGCUAGUGAAUGCCAUUUACUUCAAAGGAAUAUGGGAGGAGCAAUUCAUGACAAGAGAAACAAUCAAUGCUCCAUUCAGACUGAAUAAGAAAGACACAAAAACAGUGAAGAUGAUGUAUCAAAAGAAAAAAUUUCCAUUCGGUUACAUUUCGGACCUGAAGUGCAAGGUGCUGGAGAUGCCUUACCAGGGUGGAGAACUUAGCAUGGUCAUUCUGCUGCCUGAAGACAUUGAGGAUGAGUCCACGGGUCUUAAGAAGAUUGAGGAGCAAUUAACUUUGGGAAAACUUCAUGAAUGGACCAAACAUGAGAACUUGAGAAACAUUGAUGUCCAUGUCAAAUUGCCCAGGUUCAAGAUGGAAGAGAGCUACAUACUCAACUCUAACCUGUGCUGCCUGGGAGUGCAGGAUCUCUUUAGUAGUGGCAAGGCUGAUCUCUCUGGCAUGUCAGGAUCCAGAGAUCUUUUCGUAUCAAAAAUUGUCCACAAGUCAUUUGUGGAUGUUAAUGAGCAGGGAACAGAGGCAGCUGCUGCCACAGGAGGCAUUAUUCAGGUGCUCUGCGAGAAGAUGCCUACUCCACAGGAAGUAUUCACUGUGGAUCACCCAUUCCUUUUCUUUAUUCGGCACAACCCCACAGCUAAUAUGAUCUUCUUUGGCAGGGUUUGUUCCCCAUAGAAGAAGGAGACUUUAGAGAUAGAAGGCAGAGCUUAGCAUUUCAUUCCCUGAGAUUAAUGAUGAUUAUUCCAUUAGUCCUUGUCAAUAAAACCUCUAUACAAAACACAAUCAUUCUUUCUUUUGUAUGUGUGUAUGUUUUGUAUGUUUCUUUUGUAUGUUGGCUUUUUAUAUCCAUUGGCAUGGGUAUGUAUAUAUUGUUUUUCCCCUGAAAAAUCUAAUUUCCACUGUCAACAGAAUCACGUCUAAAAGCUAAAGAAUUAAAUAGAUGUAUAGAUUCAUGACUGUGAGGUAACCUGUGCAAUUGUAAUAGGCUCCUGAUAGGCAUGAAAAUGUAUGGCUUUUCCCAUUCAAUUGUUUUCCAAUUUAGAAUUAGAGUAAGAAAAAAAAAACCAGGACAUAAAACUGACAAUUCAUAAAGCCCUAAUAAAAUUAAUGGUUGCAAAAUA